AUGCCAGUGGUAGCAAGCAAUGUUCAGCCAGCCAACAAUACAGCAGAUGGUCAACCGCGUCUUGCUAAUCCUCCUGUGAUUCCAGUUAGGAAGGAGAAUGUGCAUCAAGUUCAAGCUCAGCCUGCUAUUGCACCUAUGAGUUGUUUCAGUGCUGAAACUAAAGUUUAUACCGAAAAUGGUGAAAAAAGCAUGAAAGAUCUUAAAGUGGGCGAUUUUGUUCUUGUGCCCGCAAGCAGAAAUCAGCUAAAAUAUGAACGGGUGGAAAUGUUUUAUCAUCGAGAGCCCGAAACACGAGCCAAAUUUGUCGUACUUGAAACAGAAUCAGGUCGAAAAUUGAUUUUAACAGAGCUGCAUCUUCUUCCAGUGGGUAAUUGCCGGCAAAUGCGAAAAAAUAUGGAAGAAAGUGAUGACGUUGAACAAUGGCUUCAAAAAUCCACUUUUGCAUAUAAGGCACGUGCUGGUGACUGUGUAUUUUCCGUUUCGUCGAAUCAGGAAUUACGUGUAGAUCGUAUUGUGAAGGUAGGUAGGAAAUAUUUGAAAGGCAUAUAUUCUCCCAUGACUGUAGAAGGCUCAAUCGUAACAGAUGGUGUGCUUACAUCAUGCUUCUCACAAGUCGAAAGCCAUGUUACGCAAAAACUUACGUACGACUUUCUCAUUUGGCUUCGUGAAAUCUUUGGUGGGGUAAUGCAGUCUUUGGAUGAACCUGUCCAGCACUUACCUAUGUUUAUUAGUUCACUACAUCAUUUAAGCCCCUUCGUCCUGCCAUUCUCGAGGUACUAA
This is a messenger RNA of Thelazia callipaeda (thelaziosis nematode), 780 nucleotides long. The record is from the annotation of a GenBank genome assembly. Lineage: Eukaryota; Metazoa; Nematoda; Chromadorea; Rhabditida; Thelaziidae.